CAAACACUGUCAUUCUGAGCCCUUCCUCCUGCCAAGAACCUGGUCUCCGCAGUUCAUGUCGUCCGUAGGGCGCGAAAUAGGUACCCUGGUUGUAGUCGUUCUGAAAGCCCAACAUCUACCCAACAAAAGGUGUCCCUGAUGUAAUCGAUCCACUCGCUGUCUGACUCAAGCCAGGAAUAUCGGAAAACAAGACCCAUACUGCUCUGUCUCAGUGAAUGGCGAGAAACAGCGCACUAAGGUUGUGAAACGCGGUGGACAGCAUCCGGAAUGGGACGAGGAGCUGCGGUUUACGAUAUACGAGGACGCCCCUCCAUCCACAGGGCCCGAUGGCGCCCCGCCUCCACUUCCGCCCAAGGGCGGCAAAAGAAACAUCAAAGGGGGAGCCAUCAUGAAGCUUUCGUGUUUCGCGGAUGACCCACGGGAGCCUGAUCUCAUCGGGCAAACCGAUGUCGACUUGACGGAGGUGCUAACAAAGGGCGAAACAGAUGAGUGGUUUGACCUAUCCAAUAAAGACAAAUUCGCCGGGAAGGUGUACCUGGAGUUGACUUUCUGGUCCAACGAACCUCCGCCGGAAAAGAAAGUGGCCCCAGCCGCUCGGGUCAACGGCGAGUACAGUGGGCCGGGAUCGUUUGUUACAACGGACGAUGUUCGGCGGCCGCCCGAUCCCACGUUCUCGCCCAACCGAAUCCCAUCCAUGAACGCGUCAUACAAUCACUCAGGGCGACAGUCUGAUGCAGCAUCAUCAACCAUGAGGCCAGCCACCUCUCUGGCGCAGGUCGAUACUUACCGGUCACCCUAUGAACAGCCUCCACCAGCUCAUCGUGGUCGCGUCUCUUCGUUUACUGCAGUAACAAAUGGACUUGCAGAUAUGGCAAUUGGACCAGCAGGUCGACGACGAGAGAGUUUACCGCCUACUCAUCACUCAACCAUGUAUACACCCAGGCACUCGUCUGCGACUUAUCCUCCGCCGCAGCAAGGCUACGAACCCUCCGUGUACGAAUCGUCGGUAUACGAACCAUCGGCUUACGCACGAUCUACGUACGAGCAGCCGUACGAGCAGCAGCAGCCGUACGAACAGCGGCCUUACGAACAGCAGCCUUACGAACAGCAGCAGCCUUAUGAACAUCACCAGCAGUAUGAGCUACAGCCGUCGUAUGAUCGCCCCAGAACACCCCCUGGACCACCGCACGAGGCACUGCCAAACCCAUACGGAUCUCAACCACCGCAUCGACCGACAUACGAAACAAAUGUUGGUGCUGGCUAUAGCACACCCCUUGCUCGCGGCCGAUACAGUCUUCCGACGACAUCAUCCGGGUUCGUGCUGUCCAGCUCCAACAACGAUGCCGGGUUCUCUCGGGCUCCUCCCCCGGCGAACUAUUCUUCUCACAUGACUCCGUCUGCAUCGUAUGGGCCAAUUUCCUCCCAACCAACCGGCCAGUAUCCGCCGUCGCUGCCACCUUCCGGUUCAUUCCACGUCCAGCAGACCUUCCCACCCCAGGGCAUUCCGCCGUCGCAUUCAUUCCCAUACUCACAAUUCCAAACGCCGCAAACAACAGGCUACAAUGGAACGAAUCAUAGCCACGUCCCCAACAAUGGGCAUUCGUCUCCGGGGCAUCCGUCUGCUGGCCACACAUCUCCACCUAGCCCCGGGCCUCCGUUGAACUUAUCUUCAGGGCCCGGAUCACGGCCUCUCCCGCCACAGCCACAGUUGCAUUCCGGACCCCCUCACGUGUCAUAUGGUUUGCCACAAUCGGCGAGCCAGUCGUCGCUGGGACCUCCUCUUCCAGGAGCGUACAGUCCCACUCUACCCAGCAACGCGUCUUUCCAUCAACUGCCGCCGCCACCGCCGCCGCCACCAUUGCCGCAAAGCGGGACGUUCAACGAUGGUCUGCCGUCUCCUCAUCGCCAGUCAAGUCUUCCGCCACCGCCUUCAUCGUACUUGCCGUUGCCACCGCCGCCACCACCACCACCGUUGGAUUACGACUAUCAGCCGCAGCCACAACCGCAGCCACAGCCAUAUUAUCCCGGACCACCACCCCGACCGCCAGUGGCGUGGAAUUACGAAUAAUGUCGUCGCAUAUAUUCACUAGCCCUACU
Messenger RNA from Mycena citricolor, 2097 nucleotides. Lineage: Eukaryota; Fungi; Basidiomycota; Agaricomycetes; Agaricales; Mycenaceae. The record is from the annotation of a GenBank genome assembly.